AUGAUUACAAAUAUUCCUUACUCUACCCUAUAUUCUACCUAUCUCGCUCCCACAGUUCGAGCUUCUCCUGAUCUCAAGAUGCCAUUCAAGAGAUACAUGGAGAUCAGGAGGGUAGCUCUUAUCAACUAUGGUAAAGACUACAGGAAGCUUAGUGUCAUCGUCGAUGUCAUCGACCAUAACCGAGCUACCCUCGGGACCCCUGAUCUGUGGCUCAGACCGGCAAGUCGAUUAAAAGCUAGACCGAUAGUCAUUUUGGAUCCUGAUCAGUCAAUUAGUCCGGUUCCCUCGCCAUCAUCAGAUGACGCUCUCGUAGUUCUCCGGUUGCCGGCAUUGUCCAUUUUAAGGCGAUGGGCAAAAAAGGCUAUCGAAAAAAGAUCAAGGCGAUUGUCAUGA
Messenger RNA from Hevea brasiliensis (rubber tree), 393 nucleotides. Its product is annotated as probable 60S ribosomal protein L14. Gene Ontology annotation, molecular function: RNA binding; structural constituent of ribosome. The transcript has 2 exons. Gene Ontology annotation, cellular component: cytosolic large ribosomal subunit. Bases 1 to 393 code for a protein of 130 amino acids. NCBI's taxonomy places the organism in Eukaryota, Viridiplantae, Streptophyta, Magnoliopsida, Malpighiales, Euphorbiaceae. The record is from RefSeq and is a predicted model, not a curated record. Gene Ontology annotation, biological process: ribosomal large subunit biogenesis.